Molecule: messenger RNA, 613 nt
Organism: Prorocentrum cordatum
Lineage: Eukaryota; Dinophyceae; Prorocentrales; Prorocentraceae
Source: the annotation of a GenBank genome assembly
AGGAGAAGACCAUCGACGCCUUUCUGCAGGAUGAGCCCCGUACUUCCAGAGCCAAGCGGCGACGGUGGACAGCACUCCGUUGAUGAUGGUCCACUUGGCCAUUACGAUGCUGGUGCGGGUGCAGGGAGGCGAACUGAAUGCCGGAGAAGCGCCCAAGGGCGCGCUAGAGAGGGACGCAGAAAAGUUUUGCAGAAGUUCGGGACGCUUCCAGAAGUUAUCCCGCAGCAUCUUUAAGAUUGAGCUCUUCCAGACCUCCAGCAGCGUCGACAGCUUGGCGACGCUGCUGGAGGCGCCUUUCACCGCCGCCUACAGCUCCCAGUCUGGCGAGGUGGUCGGGAUCCUCAAGCAGAUGAUCGAGACCUUCCAGGCCAACGUGGACGAGGCCACGCAGGUGGAGCAGGUUGCGGCGACCGCGUAUGAGAAGCUGAAGGAAACCCUGGAGGGGGCGGCGAAGACCAUGGGCGAGGCGCGCGACGAGAAGCAGGGGCUCCUGAGCGCCAACGACGGCGGCCUCGGCACCAUGAAGGAGCAGCUGAGCACCGCCGAGACGGAGCGCACGGACGCGUCGCAGUUCCUGGAACGCCUGGGGGAUAUCUGCACCACCAAGACCAAG